Messenger RNA from Numida meleagris (helmeted guineafowl), 2340 nucleotides. RefSeq names its product ERI1 exoribonuclease family member 3 (gene ERI3). The transcript has 8 exons. Gene Ontology annotation, biological process: exonucleolytic trimming to generate mature 3'-end of 5.8S rRNA from tricistronic rRNA transcript (SSU-rRNA, 5.8S rRNA, LSU-rRNA). Lineage: Eukaryota; Metazoa; Chordata; Aves; Galliformes; Numididae. The coding region runs from base 113 to 889 and encodes 258 amino acids. Gene Ontology annotation, molecular function: nucleic acid binding; 3'-5'-RNA exonuclease activity. The record is from RefSeq and is a predicted model, not a curated record.
AAGCCCCGCCUCCGGCGGCAUAAGGCGGCGCUGCGGUUGGCUGGCGGCGCUGCCGCUCAGAGCGGGGUCGGGGGUCAGAGUGCGCGGAGUUUCAGAUGCCUCUGGAUGUUCAAUGAUAGCACUCCUCCAUACUGGAGCAGCAAAGUUUCCCCAACACUUCCUUCCAAGGGCAAGACAAGCUGUGUGCCUGCUCCUCCCUGCUGCUCUUCUCAAAGGGUACGGCUCCGUCAUAAGCAGGAAACUGGCGUCCCACGGCUUCGGAGCUUCCAUGGCAGCAAUGUCAUCCUUCCCUCCACAGAGAUAUCACUACUUCUUAGUGCUGGAUUUUGAGGCCACAUGUGAUAAACCACAGAUUCAUCCUCAGGAGAUCAUCGAAUUCCCUAUCCUGAAGCUGAAUGGCAGGACGAUGGAAAUCGAAUCCACCUUUCACAUGUAUGUUCAGCCUGUGGUGCAUCCCCAGCUUACGCCCUUCUGUACAGAGCUGACUGGGAUUAUUCAAGGCAUGGUGGAUGGGCAGCCGAGCCUCCAGCAAGUGCUUGAGAGGGUCGACGAGUGGAUGGCGAAGGAAGGCCUCUUAGAUCCCAGCGUCAAGUCGAUUUUUGUGACCUGUGGAGACUGGGAUUUGAAAGUGAUGUUACCAGGACAAUGCCAGUACUUAGGGCUGCCGGUUGCUGAUUACUUCAAACAGUGGAUUAAUCUGAAAAAGGCAUACAGCUUUGCCAUGGGGAGUUGGCCAAAGAACGGGCUCUUAGACAUGAACAAAGGACUGAACCUACAGCACAUAGGGAGGCCUCACAGCGGGAUAGAUGACUGUAAGAACAUCGCCAACAUCAUGAAGACACUGGCCCAUAGAGGCUUCAUCUUCAAGCAGACCUCCAAACCCUUUUGAUCCCCAGGGCAGGCCAGGCAGGGCUGCAUGCGCCCGGCGCCGGCGAGGCGGGGAGGACGGGCUCUAGCAUUCAAACGGCAACCGAGGCCAGAGGAACCGACACAAAUCUCAAUUCAGCUGUUACUCCAGUAGAGGUUGUAUAUAUGGGAAGGCAAAUCUGUGUAGACCUGAUGUGACUCCCUCUCUGGGCUGCUCCGGACAUUAUGCCAUGCUAGCGGACAGCCGCGUAGGGCGCUUGCACCACAUUUUAGACUCGUAGUUUGUUCUUUUCUUUGGCUCCCGAUUUCCGUCCCUCCCUCCGCACCCCACCCCGUCCUCCCUCUCCCGCCCCGUAGCCACCGCGUCCCCGGCAUGGGCCGUCCCCGCCUUCCCUUCUUUCUUUUCGCUGGUUUUAUGUUUUCAGGCCUUGACGGCUGCUGCAGCGCGUGCCCGCACCGCGCUCAUAGAGACUCAGCAGUGUCGAGACGGCCCCCGCCCUCCCCGCCAGCCCCGGCCUCUCCCCGAGCGCCUUUUUCCCCUCUUUUUGAAUCGACACUAACCCCUCUCUGACUCCUGUAUGUGACAAACGCAAUCCGUCUCUUUAUGUUCAAGGUGAAGUGCCUGUAUUCUCCGCUGCAGAGCCCCUGGCAGCCCUGGUGCGGGCUGCAGGGCCCCGGAGGGCUCCCUUCAGUGGGGCAGGGGCCCGGCGGGCGGGUAGGCGGGCAGCAGGAGGGAGGUGAGAGCGCGCAGAGCCCCCGUCCCGUCCCGUCCCCGUCCUGUCUGCUCGUGCCUCUCGGGGAUGGGUGGGAUGCCCAGCCCUGCCCCAGCACCACCGACCCGUCCCAUCUCUGCCGGGGCCAGGUGUGCCGCAGCACCGCGUCCAUUGCCGGCGGUGGACGUGCCAGCGCGUGCUGGCCCCCGACCCACAGGUACCUGGAGCAGGGGAUCUGCAAAUCGGCCCAGGUCCCCCGGCCCGCUCCCCUCCCGCUCCCCCGGUUCCCAUGCUGAGGCUCAGCCCCCGCGUGCCCGCGGUCCCCGCACGCCCCGUGCCCCUCGCGGGCCCCCGCGGAUGCUCAGCAGCAGCUGGCUUGUUGCCUGAGAGAGUUGCCGAGCGCAUCCCCUCUGGCUGGGUGGGUUCGCAGUCGGGGGCGGCCAUGGGGCGGGCUGAGGGCGUGCAUCCCCCAGUGUCACCCAGUGUCACCCAGCCCCGGGGCCCUGCUGAAUGGAGCCCUCAUCCGGGUGCUGACCUGCAGGGAGGCUGCAGCCCCGGGCCCGUGCGUGCAUGGCCUGGAGCGAAGCCGGUGACGGCAGCCAGAAGGGCAAUACAGGCACUGAACUUGGCGGUACAUGACUGCAUGGUGUGUGGUGUUCCAGUUAAACCAACCGAUAAUGCAAACCCAGCAUUUUCAUUGUCUAGUUAUUCCAAUCCUUGCUGUAAAUGUGCCACAUGAAUAAAGUUUGGGGGUAAAGGA